AUGAACCUAAAUCAAGUAGUCGAUACUUCUCAGAUCGACGCCAACAUCAACGUCGUCCUCGAGCAUUUCUCCCGCUGCAGUGGGAGCGAUCGCAUCAGCAUACAUGAUCUCCGCGAUCAAUAUGCUGCGAUGUUUCCACGAGAUGACCUGAAUUUCGUCUUCCGCUACUCAGCGGUUGCUCAGCAUGCAAUCAGAAUGCAUUGCGAACCCGGUCGCCAGACUCAUGUCAUAGACCUUGAGGCUCCCAACAAUGCUCGAGGGAUGUUAGUUUAUCUCAUGGAAGCGAGAAUUCGAGCUCCUGCUCAAGCUCCCUAUCUUCCUACCUAUCAAAUUCAAAGUCAUCCAAACAACACUCCCAGAGACGCCCUUAUGGUUCCUCCUGAUCAUCGAGAUCAAUCACUUGACGAUCCUGUUGGUCAAAACCUCCUCACUCUUGGGACUCACGUCCUCUCACCAUUCAUCGGAGCUGGUCAAUCUCCUCCCUCAAAUGAUCACUUACGCGUUGAACCUGAUGUUGAUCGCUCACAGGCCCAUGCCGAUCCUAGACCUUUUCAAAACUACGUCGUCAGCGUCCCACAAGGUCCCGUUUACCCGUUCAACGCGUACAUUCCCGAAGUUUUUGAUGGUAGAUUCUCUCCACUGGCCAUUGAAGUUCACGAGAUUGCCCUUUUUUAUCGAAAACAUAUCAAGGAAUCUUGUAUCAAUUUUAUUAUAUCUCACAACAAACCGGCCGAUUUCCCGCCGUCCCUGGUUAGAACUCUUCUCGCGUAUUCCUAUGUUGAUCUUCGUCAGCUCUAUGCUGAACAAGCAAUAUACGACCUCAUCGCUACAAUCAAAUUUGCCUACAUGGCCGCUUUCCACCCUGCUCUGACCUCAAUUCGUAAUUAUUUCGAUCACAUCAUCAACCUCACGAAAUCAAGAAGGACUGAUGUCACCUUCUCUAACAUUGAGCGAUACGACCAAGCCUGCCGUCUCGAGUUUGCUAGCCAGCCCAAUUUAAUCUGGGGUGACUACAAGGCUCGAGCUCUCAAAGGCUUUGAAAAUAAAUUCCUUUACACGCACGAACUCCCUAUCUCAUAUCGUGACGAGAGACCAUCUAUAACGGAAUCUUCCAGACACGGGACCCCUCAAGCUUCCACUUCUUCAUCCUUCCAGCCUAGUGAGCCCAUCAAAAAGCCUAACAAGCCCAUCAAGAAGCCUAGCAAGCCCAGUAAAAAACCUUACAAAAAGUCUAGCAAAAAGACUUACAAAAAGCGUCCUACGUAUCAUCUCGCUGAAGUGGAUCAACCUUGUUUUGGUUGGAACCAGGGUAACUGUGCUCCUAAGUCUGGUGUACCUUGCAAGCGUGUACAUGGAGUUUGCGAUGCCCUCAACUGCUACGAAAAUCAUAGAGGCAGGAAAAACCAUUGA
Melampsora larici-populina 98AG31 is the source of this 1410-nucleotide messenger RNA. RefSeq lists its product as uncharacterized. Bases 1 to 1410 code for a protein of 469 amino acids. The transcript has 2 exons. The record is from RefSeq and is a predicted model, not a curated record. Lineage: Eukaryota; Fungi; Basidiomycota; Pucciniomycetes; Pucciniales; Melampsoraceae.